This is a messenger RNA of Trypanosoma cruzi, 330 nucleotides long. RefSeq lists its product as uncharacterized. The record is from RefSeq and is a predicted model, not a curated record. The annotation marks the transcript as partial. The transcript has a single exon. Lineage: Eukaryota; Euglenozoa; Kinetoplastea; Trypanosomatida; Trypanosomatidae.
AUGGAGGGAGUUGACUGGCCGCCACGGCUGCUGCUGGUCCUGCGGCGUCACUUGGAGCAGGUGGAGCAUCCUGAAUUUCCUCGAACCCCGCCAUUCUCCACAAACUCUUCCCGAAGAAGCGUCUUGACGUUUCUACUUGACGCUCACGAAUGUGCCAGGCGGCUUUCUAAAUUGUCGGACUCUUUUGUCGACUGCUGCCGGAAUCUUGUUCUUGACAUCAUCGAGCAGUGCUGCGCCUCCUCUUUUCUUUCUGCAAAGGAGCGACGUGUCAUCAAUCUUUUGGCGGUGCAGCGGGAGAAGCGGUUGGAGGGGAGGCAUGGGCAGAAGCGA